Molecule: messenger RNA, 922 nt
Organism: Amaranthus tricolor (Joseph's coat)
Lineage: Eukaryota; Viridiplantae; Streptophyta; Magnoliopsida; Caryophyllales; Amaranthaceae
Product: protein TIFY 10A-like
Exons: 4
Coding region: 114-737 (207 amino acids)
Biological process (GO): regulation of jasmonic acid mediated signaling pathway; regulation of defense response; response to wounding
Cellular component (GO): nucleus
Source: RefSeq, a predicted model, not a curated record
AAACCACGAGUGGUGUACUUGAGUUGUGAAGUUGUGGUCUUUGGAGGAAUAUAUUGAAAUCCAAAUCUUCCUACUUAUUCCUUAAUAACUUGUAGAGCGAAAGAGAAAAAAGAAUGGAAGGUGAGAUGACGUAUCCAGAAAAGAUGAGGUCUAAUUUUAUACAAACAUGUUCCAGAUUUAGCCAUUUCUUGAAGGAGAACAGGACUCUUGGACACCUUCAUGCUUUUAAAGAUUUAGGUGCCAAAGAUGUAUAUGGAGCAAAAAAUCCUGUAACCAAUUUGGAGCUCUUUCCUAUGGCCGACUCAAGAGAAUUGCCACUAGCAAAGGAAGAGGCUAAAAACACUUCUAAAACACCAAGCAUGACCAUAUUCUAUGGAGGAAAAGUGUUAGUUUUCGAUGAACUGCCUGAAGACAAUGCUCGUGAAAUUGUGGCCCUUGCUACUCGCGGAACCAUAAAUGCUAAAGACGACGCACAAACUCAAACUCAAACUCAAACUUCACGCAGUAUCAACACUACAACUACUCAGCUCGCACAAGGAACAUCCAGCUUGUCUGAUUUACCGCUAGCAAGGCGAGUCUCCCUUCACCGAUUUAUGGAGAAGAGAAAACAUAGAAUCGCAAGCAAUGCACCAUACAAUCUGGAGAGUUCAAUGGUAAAAGUGUCUGAUUUAAAUCCUCAAAAAUUCAACACGAUAAAAAAAUCGUACACGCUACAAUUAUUAGAGUUAAAGUUGUAGAUUUUUGUUGAAACCUACGACAUUAAUUAAGGGAAAUUCUUGAGAGUGAGAUCCUCUAUAUGUAUAAUUUUUUUUGAUGAUUUGCUUGUUGGGUAAUUCUCAACCACUUUAUAUUAUUAGAUUAGCAAGGUAUUACCUAUAUCAAUUGGUUAUUAUAUACUAUUUUUUCGUAUUUUUAUUGAAAA